Messenger RNA from Nicrophorus vespilloides, 1043 nucleotides. RefSeq names its product glycerol-3-phosphate phosphatase-like. Gene Ontology annotation, molecular function: phosphatase activity. Gene Ontology annotation, cellular component: cytoplasm. Bases 116 to 1039 code for a protein of 307 amino acids. The record is from RefSeq and is a predicted model, not a curated record. Lineage: Eukaryota; Metazoa; Arthropoda; Insecta; Coleoptera; Silphidae. The transcript has 5 exons.
UAACCCUAUCUGGGUUAGGUCAAGAGCAGUCAAUGCUGCUAAGCAAGACACGUCAUAUAGAUUAAUUAUUUGCGAAUUCUUCGUGAUAAUAGUUUAGUGUUUUGUAUAUUUAACAAUGUACAAUAUGUCGUUGACAGCUUUGUCCAAUUUGGAGAAGAGCCAAGUUCAAGAAUUUGUUAAUUCUUUUGAUACAGUAUUAACUGACUGUGAUGGAGUUCUAUGGAUGGAAAGCCAAGUUUUGCAGGGAUCCCCACAAGUCUUGAACAAGUUCAGGGAAAUGGGAAAGAAAGUAUUUUAUGUAACCAAUAAUUCCACCAAGUUCAAGAAGGAUUUUGUUUCCAAAGCAAAAAACAUGGGCUUUAUUUGUGAUGAAAGUGAGAUGAUUUCUACAUCAUUUCUAACAGCCAACUACUUAAAGGAAAAGAAUGUAAAAAAGGCAUAUGUUAUUGGAUCUGGUGGAAUUGCUCAGGAGUUGGACAGAGUUGGGAUAGAGCACAUUGGAAUUGGUCCAGAUGUAGUGGAAGAGCAUUUUGUCAAUUACAUAAAGAACCUUAAGCUGGAUCCUGAGGUAACUGCAGUUAUUGUUGGUUUUGAUGAGCAUAUUUCAUAUCUUAAGAUCAUGAAAGCAGCCAGUUACUUGGCUAAUCCAAAUUGCAUUUACAUUGCAACAAAUACUGAUGAAAAUUUCCCAGUAAACGCGUCUUUGGUUGUGCCUGGAACUGGAUCCAUUGUAGCUGCAGUUUCCACUUGCUCAGGUAGAAAACCUCUGGUAUUGGGGAAGCCUAAUCCAUAUAUUGUUGAAGCGCUGAUGAAGGAACAUCAGAUUGAUCCAAAGAGAACUUUGAUGAUUGGCGAUCGUUGCAAUACGGAUAUACUGCUUGGAACGAAAUGUGGUUUCCAAACGUUGCUCGUUUUAUCAGGUGUUACAAAAUUGGAUGUUGCACUUGGCUAUAAAAAUUCCGAAGACCACGAUGAGAAUGAAAUGGUCGCCGAUGUUUAUUUGAACAAAUUGGGCGAUCUUUUAAAUUUCUUAGAUUAAUAAA